Molecule: messenger RNA, 510 nt
Organism: Engraulis encrasicolus (European anchovy)
Lineage: Eukaryota; Metazoa; Chordata; Actinopteri; Clupeiformes; Engraulidae
Product: purine nucleoside phosphorylase-like
Exons: 4
Biological process (GO): nucleoside metabolic process
Cellular component (GO): cytoplasm
Molecular function (GO): purine-nucleoside phosphorylase activity
Source: RefSeq, a predicted model, not a curated record
UGUGCGAGUGGAACUUCCCAGUGCCACCGACUUCAGUAGAAAUAUCAACACAGACUCGGAAGAGGCAGCAGACAGUGACGCUAUUCAGUGCAGUUCUGACGUGGAGAGUUUGGACACGCUAUUAUCUAUUUGUUACUUAUUUCCAACGUGUGUUUUUCGAGGACUAUUGUGGAUUAUAUCCCAUUUGUCUUGUAUUUGAAAGAUUGUUCUGCGUUUUCGUGGACUUGGAAUAUAGACACAUCUCACGUUUUGGAAAAUGUUUCCGGAAUCUAAAGCAUCACCCGGGUACACGUAUGACGAGUGCAGAGCCACUGCUGACUGGCUGCUGGAUCAGUUACAGGUGCGUCCUAAGGUGGGCAUCGUGUGCGGCUCUGGACUUGGUCGCCUUGCCCACGGGCUGAAGGACCAGCUGGUCUUCCAGUACGGAGACAUCCCCAACUUCCCCAAGAGCACAGGUGGGUAUUGGUCACAUCCCCCACUAACUUCCCCAAGAGCAAAGGUGAGACAUAG